Pararge aegeria (speckled wood butterfly) is the source of this 2368-nucleotide messenger RNA. It is a transcript of the gene casp, whose product is annotated as FAS-associated factor 1. The transcript has 16 exons. The coding region runs from base 95 to 2014 and encodes 639 amino acids. Gene Ontology annotation, cellular component: nucleus; endoplasmic reticulum. NCBI's taxonomy places the organism in Eukaryota, Metazoa, Arthropoda, Insecta, Lepidoptera, Nymphalidae. Gene Ontology annotation, molecular function: ubiquitin binding. The record is from RefSeq and is a predicted model, not a curated record.
CUAUGGUCAAAUCAUAAAUGUUUGAAUGUCAUACCAAGAAUUGAAGUUGUAGUACCUAUUUUCUUUGAAUAAUUUUGGGCUCAAUAAUAUCGGAAUGGCUGAGAACAGAGAAGAAAUUCUUGCAAAUUUUCAGGGUAUCACUAAUAUUGAAGAUGUAGCUGAAGCUAUAUUCCACUUAGAAGAAACAAAUUGGGAUCUACUUUCCGCCAUCAAUAGAGUGAUGCCACAGGAUAGUAGCAGCUCUGCUUCUCAAUUGAACAACGACACACAUGAUGUGGAGAUGAUAGAUGAUGAUAUAUCUGUGAUAACUCCAAAAACACACCCACCUGAUCGGGAAGAUAGUAAUCAAGCUUCAACCUCAUCCCCUAGAAAUAAUUCCCUUGACCUAGUAGAGCUACAAGUGCACUGUAAUAAUAAAAUAUACGAGAUGAAAAUGUCUGGCUCGGCAACUGUCAGUGAUCUAAAAAAGCGGUUAGAAAUGGUUUGCGGAGUGCCAGUAUGUAGACAACAUAUAUCGGGCCUAGGCGGUUCGAGAGCCACUUCCUCUGCAAUUUUAUCAAGUUUGGGACUUGCCCGUAAUGCAGUCUUGCGGCUCAAAGCUGCUGACAGACUCAUGGCAGACGAUGAGGUAGCAGAGAGGUUAACCACAACAUAUGUGCUCAGAGUAAAACACGAUGAGCGCGAGUAUACAUUAAAGUAUCCCGGCACUAAAACAGUACAAGAAGUCAAGAACGAUCUGUAUUCACUCACCGAUAUACCAGUUCGACAUCAGGUAUGGACAGGUUGGCCUGCCGUAACCGGACUUGAUGACACAGUUCUAGCUAUGGUUGGUUUAGACUUGCCACAACACGAUUUGACAGUCAAACGGUCGCCUAGCAAACAAAGGGAAUUCAAGAGGAUAAUAGUAGAAAGUUCGGACAGUGAUAAUAGUUCAGUAGAAGAAGUCGAAGACGCAGACAACUUUCAAGCUGAGGAUAUGUUCGUCGACGUCCCGUCGGAACGGUUACAACCGCUCAUGUCGGACCAUGUGGACGACGAGGCUCUCGGCUGCAUAGAGUUCGCGCAACGCUUCCGCUCGAGGUACGGCCCCAACACACCCAGCUUCUUCGAGGGCACCCUACAAGACGCCAUCAAGGAGUCCUGUUUAAAACCUGCUAGAGAGAGGAAACUACUAGGCGUAUAUCUACACCACGAGCAGUCGGUGCUGUCGAAUGUGUUCUGCGCGCAACUGCUGGGAUGCGAGACAGUGCUGCAAACACUUUCGGCUAACUUCGUGCUCUACGGGUGGGAUUUGACGGACUCGCAUAAUAACAACCUGUUAUUAACGUCAAUUACGAGUUCGCUGGGUCCAGUGGCGAGUAUGACCAUCCGCAGUAUCCCAGUCGAGAGGUUGCCGGCACUGAUCAUCAUAAUGCGCGUGCGAUCCAACACGGAGAUAUACUCCGUGAUCAACGGCAACGUAGGAGUUUCGGAGCUAGUAGGCGGGCUAGUAGAAGCUCUGGAGCGAUUCGCAUCCCAAAAGGAAGAAGACGCGAGGAUGGAGCGAGAGAGAGAUGCUCGCCAGCGCGUCAAGCGUGAGCAGGACGAGGCGUACCAGAUGAGCCUCGAAGCGGACAGAGCUAAAGAAGAAGUAAAAAAACAGCAAGAGCUAGAAAGAAAUCAAGAAUUAGAGAGGGCAGAAUCCGAAAGACAAAUGGAAGAAGCCAAAAAAGAGGAGUUGCGCGCGGGCGCGGAGGCACGCGUACCAGCCGAGCCGGCGGACGGCGCUGAUGACGUAGCACGCGUACGUAUACGCCUCCCGCCCCCGGAGCAUGGCAGUCUCGAGCGACGGUUCCACGCGCAAGACACGCUCGCCGCCUUAUUAGAUUACCUCGCAUCGAAAGGUUACCCAAAAGAAAAUUACAAGGUCAUAGCUAGCUGGCCUAGAAGAGACCUCACAAUGGAAUCUCCGAGCAGCACACUGAAAGCGUUGAAGCUGUUCCCGCAAGAGACGGUGAUGCUCGAGGAACGGUGAACUCGGGUCCUGCGCACCGACGCAUCAACGUACCGCCGAGCGUAUUAGUUUCACGAUCCAGACAGUGACUACCCUCCUAUCUACUAUGUAUUUCAGUUAUAUUAUAUAUACAAGGCUUUUUGGAAAGGAGAUAAUAUGUUUAAAAAAAAUCGAUGCAGUCAUAAGAACUGCCGACAGAAGUUUAAACUCAAAACAAUGGAAUACAAUGGCGUUGGACAGAAGCAGGCGUUACUUUGCGAAAUUAUAUAUUUAAUGAGCAUUAAUCUUUAUUUGGUAUACUCAACGAAAUUAAACAAUUUCUUAGCAAUUACAGCUUUAUGUUCAUCAAAUAACAAAAAUGGAAUCAGUCCGUGA